This is a messenger RNA of Pseudophryne corroboree (corroboree frog), 3035 nucleotides long. It is a transcript of the gene RHPN2, whose product is annotated as rhophilin Rho GTPase binding protein 2. Gene Ontology annotation, molecular function: protein binding. Gene Ontology annotation, biological process: signal transduction; negative regulation of stress fiber assembly. The coding region runs from base 102 to 2006 and encodes 634 amino acids. NCBI's taxonomy places the organism in Eukaryota, Metazoa, Chordata, Amphibia, Anura, Myobatrachidae. The transcript has 14 exons. The record is from RefSeq and is a predicted model, not a curated record.
GUUUUUAUCUUUAUUGACUACAGGGUAAAUCCAUCGCGCAGACCGGUCGCAGCAAACUGCAGAAUCAAAGGGCGGGAUUGAACAAUCAGAUCCUGAAAGCCAUGCGGAUGAGAGCCGGAGCUGAGAACCUCCUGCGAGUUACCACAAACAACAAGGUGCGCGAUCAGGUUCUGCUGGAACUGAGUUACGUGAACUCAAACCUUCAGGUUCUCAAGGAGGAGCUGGAAUCGCUGAACAUAUCGGUGGAGGUGUACCAGAACUCAGAGCAGAGUUACAGCAUCCCCCUCAUCCCCCUGGGCCUCAAAGAGACGAAGGACGUCGAUUUCACCACUGGGUUCAAGGACUUCAUAUUGGAACAUUACAGCGAGGACGGAGCGGAGUAUGAGAACGAGCUGGCGGACCUGAUGGACCUCAGACAGGCCUGCCGCACCCCCACUAGAGAUGACGCCGGGAUAGAGUUGUUGGUGAGUUAUUUCCAACAACUCGGGUUUGUGGAGAACCGGUUCUUUCCGUCCAGCAGACACAUGGGCAUUCUGUUCACAUGGUACGACUCCUUUACUGGUGUUCCUGUCAGCCAGCCGAACAUCUCGCUGGAGAAGGCCAGCAUUUUGUUUAACAUCAGUGCCCUCUACACGCAGAUCGGAACUCGCUGUAACCGUCAGACAAAAACUGGUCUGGAGGAGGCCGUCACCAUGUUUCAGAAAGCUGCAGGUGUUCUCCGCUAUCUGAAAGAAACAUUCACCCACACCCCAAGCUACGACAUGAGCCCGGCCAUGCUGGGGGCGCUGAUCAGAAUGAUAAUGGCGGAAGCCCACGAGUGUUACUUUGAGAAACUGAUCCUGUCCGGGGUACAGAAUGAAUUUUGCACCCUGGUGAAGGUGGCGCAGGAAGCGGCAAAGGUCGGGGAGAUUUACUUACAGGUGUUUAAUGCUAUGAACCAGCCCCCCAUCAAGGAGAAUAUCCCCUAUUCCUGGACUGUUAUGGUGCAAGUAAAAGCCGAACAUUACAAAGCCCUGGCUCACUACUUUGUGGGACUCAUACUCAUGGAUCACCAGUUGACCCUGCGUGAUGAUGAAGAUAAGCAGGAGAAGGCUUUGUCUCAGCUGUAUGACCACAUCCCAGAUGGACUGACCGCUAUGAAGAUACUAAAGGACAAAUCACAGCGGACACAGCUAGGAAAGGCUCAUUUAUCCAAAGCGAUUGCAUGUCACGAAGAAUCCCUGAGGUUAUCGGGUCUGUGCAGCAAGCUGAAGCAGAUCGACGUGCUGCAGGACAUACUGUCUGCUUUCCACAAGAGGGCGCUGCUGAAAUACUCUCAGCACCAGAAAGCCGACGACUUCCUCAGUGUACUGGUGGCCCCCGAAAUUAUCAGUAAGACGGAGUACAAGGCAGAAAUGAUCUCGCCCCCACUCUCCAGAGUAAGAGUGAUCGACUUCUUCCAACGCCUGGGUCCACUGUCUGUAUUCUCAGCAAAGCAGAGGUGGACUGCCCCUAGGAAGGUACGGCUUAUUCUUGACGAUGGGGACUUGGGGUUCAUCUUAAAAGGAGACUGUCCUGUACAAAUCACCUCGUUGGAUCCUCUUUGCCCCGCGUCAACAGCGGGUGUGAAGGAAGGAGAUUACAUUGUGUCCGUGGAAGGCAAGGAUUGUAAGUGGUCCUCCAUAAAUGAGGUCAUGGACCUGCUGAAGGGAAUUGAUGAACAAGGAAAGGAAAUCAAAGUGAUCAGUAUCCAAGAUCAGACAUCGAGCAUGCAUAAUAAAAGCGCCACAUACUCCGCCGGGAUGCAGAAGACGUAUUCUCUGGUCUGCCUAACCAUGGACGAAGACAAGAACCCGAAAACCCAAAAGGCAUCUAAGAAGUUAUCGUUCCUCAGCUGGGGGUUCAGGAACCACCAGAAAGCUGCAAGCACCCUUUGCCUCCCCUCUGCCAGUGCACCAAAGCCGCAAUCCAGCAGACUAUUCCUCUCACCGUACGAAUCCAGGGAAUGUGACAGCGCAAUGUACUGAUGGCAGUGGCUGGACGUCCCACUCCGUGGAAAGACUAUGAAAGUGUUAGAGACCACUGUGACGACCCUUCUGAGCCCAUCACAGCUGUGACAGUUCUUGUCAUUCAGAAACAUUUAUUUUCCUUAAUCGGGAUUAUUUUCCCUUGACCCGGAAAAUUGUCAUAACAUAGGGACAUGUUAUCGGAAUCUGUUGCCUGUUCCCUUACACUACUGAAACAAAACUAUGGCUAAUUAUCUUUCAUCAAUUAUUCAUUGUAGUAUAAUGAUUGCUGUAGCAUAACGACUCGGUUACACCUGAGUUUUACUAUGGUACUUAUCAAAUGUAACGGUCAGAUGCAAAGUGGCUUGGGCUUUAAUGACGAAGGAGCACAGGGUCCGAGAGGACGGAAGAUAGGACCAUCAAAGGAUCUAUGUGCAAAUGUGCCCUACCGCCGCACGAUAAUGAUCGCAGAGCCUUUCCUGACAAGUACAUACAUUCCUGUUGCAUCAAUAUAGCCCAUUUGGCAGCUUGUAAAACCCUUCUUCUAGUAGGAACACACUGCCACCUGUAGGCUUUGAGAAGGUACUGCAUAUCAUAAGUGAAAACUUAGAAUGUUUGCAUCCUUCAGUAAUUCACAAACAAUAGUCAGUUCUCAGUUUUUAUCAUUCCUGAUCAUUAGGAAUAAUCUGUUUAUUUUUAUAGCUAGAAUGAUUUUUAGUGUACUCUGGCAUUUGGCCCAUAUUUUACAGGUGGACCGAAGACUUUAGGUACGAGAGGGGACGCAGGUGUAGACAGACUACUCUCACAUUCUACCGUAUGCUGCUAUAGAUUUAUUCUGUCACUGCUACAAUUACAGCGCAGGUGUAUGGGUGGCGUCAGACCACGUGACCUCACCCAUAGUCACUGAGGCGAUUUCCGAUGUCUGCGACAUUGACCACUAUUUUGUGUAAUGCUGGACUUAUUUUAAUAAUGUCACUUGUUGUAUUUAUAUGUUGUUAGUGUAGUAUGUUUGCUAAACAGGGUAGCCGAGAUAGGCUGCCUGCUUCUGAA